Molecule: messenger RNA, 465 nt
Organism: Populus euphratica (Euphrates poplar)
Lineage: Eukaryota; Viridiplantae; Streptophyta; Magnoliopsida; Malpighiales; Salicaceae
Product: SKP1-like protein 1A
Exons: 1
Coding region: 1-465 (154 amino acids)
Biological process (GO): ubiquitin-dependent protein catabolic process
Source: RefSeq, a predicted model, not a curated record
AUGGCAUGUUCAGAGACUACGACUAAGGUUUUGAAGUUGAAAACCAGUGACAAUGAAGUUGUUGAGGUGGAAGAGAAGGCUGCCUUACAAUCUGAAAUCAUCAAGAGGAUGGUUGAAGAUGGCCAUAGUACUGAUGAUGCGAUUCCACUCUUCAAUGUAGAAAAGAAAACCCUAGCCAAGAUUGUGGAGUGGUUGAAGAAGCAUGCGAGCGAUGCAUCUAAGGAUGAGAUUGAUAAGUGGGAUGCUGAUUUUUUAGAUGUUGACACAGAUUUUCUCUAUGAUCUUCUCCUAGCUUCAAACUAUCUCAGCAUUGAAGUUUUGCUAGGUCAACUUACACAAAAAGUUGCAAACAUGAUCACAACGAAUCAACCUAUUAGAAUUCGCGAACUCUUUAAUAUCAAGAACGAUUUUACGCCAGAGGAAAAGGAAGAAAUUCUCAAGGAGAAUUCAUGGUUAUUCAAUUGA